Pocillopora damicornis (cauliflower coral) is the source of this 2775-nucleotide messenger RNA. Its product is annotated as tubulin-specific chaperone D. The record is from RefSeq and is a predicted model, not a curated record. Gene Ontology annotation, molecular function: beta-tubulin binding; GTPase activator activity. Gene Ontology annotation, biological process: tubulin complex assembly; microtubule cytoskeleton organization; bicellular tight junction assembly. Gene Ontology annotation, cellular component: lateral plasma membrane. NCBI's taxonomy places the organism in Eukaryota, Metazoa, Cnidaria, Anthozoa, Scleractinia, Pocilloporidae.
GGUAACUGGAUCCAAAUAAAAAAUGGCGGCCAAGGAGGACGAGAAUUCUGUGUCAUACAGCUUGGAUCAUUUUACCGAACUCAAAGAAGUAACAUCAUUGAUCGAAUCAAUAGGAACCAUAUGUCAUGAUAAUAUUUUACUCGAGGCUGCAGAGGAGCGGUUAAUUCUUAUAUUGAAUAAGUAUCAGGAACAGCCACAUUUAUUGGAUCCGCAUUUAGAAAGCCUUGUACAGAAAUUGCAACAUAUAGUCUGUGAUGCAUCAAACCCAGCUAAAGUGAUUCAGCAGGGAUUCAAAUAUUUAUAUUUAAUCACCAAGGUCAGGGGACCAAAAUUUGUGGUACGUCUGUUUUCUCAUGAAGUUACCGAUGUGGAACCAGUUCUUGGAAUGCUGUAUCAGCAAAAUCCUCAAGAUCAUGAGACCUGGGAGACGCGAUAUGUUCUUCUCCUGUGGUUGUCUAUUGUUUGUAUGAUACCCUUUGACAUGGCUCGCUUUGAUGGACGGAGAGAUGCCAAUAGUGGAACACAGGAGAGACGCAGGCCUGUGGUGGAGAGAAUUCUUGAAACUGCAAAGAUGUAUCUUUCAGUUCCAGACAAAUCAAGAGAUGCUGCUGCAUUAGUUAUCUCAAAGUUUGUUACAAGACCGGAUGUGAAGAAAGAAAAGCUGGCAGAAUUUCUGGACUGGUGUUUGAUGAGGAUGGAGCGAGCAAAUGGAGAGACAAUGGAUGGAAUGCUGCUGUUGACAGGGAUCUUGACAACAUUGGCUCUGCUUUUCAAGCAUGGAAAGAGAGAUGACUUAAUACCAUAUGGCCGUUCUGUGCCAGAUAUUUUGAGGAGAUUUAUUGUGUUGAUUUCAAAGCUACUAACCUUCAGGGAGCCUAUCGGAAACAUUCGAGAACUGGCGUCUCAAGCUUUACACAAUCUAACUCCUUCAGAUCCAGAAUACAUGGCUAAGACUGUUUUUCCAAAAGUGCUUUUACAAAUGAACAAUAUCGACCUGAACACGCGCCAUGGCUGCAUCCUGGGUUGCUCUGAAGUUAUACACGCUCUGUUUCUAUACGCUAAGGAAACCGGAAGAUUGCUGACAAACGUGGUUGACAAAGAUUGCUUUGAAAUCGUGAAAGACUUUGUACCUCAGCUCAACUCAGCAAAAAGCUUCAGAGGUCUAGGAGGGGACUACAUGCGACAGGCAGUUUGUCAUUUAAUAAUGAAACUGUCCUUAUCGGAAUUACCUUGGCAUGGAGAUCAGAUAAUUGGCGUAUUUCAAGACACUAUCGAUGACAACCUCUCCCACACAGAACCUGUUAUACAGGAAGGAGCUGUUCGAGCCCUCGGUGCUUUAUGCCAGCAGUAUUACGUCAAAGACGACGGUGGAGCUAUUGAUGGAAUACAAGAUAGAAUCAUCACACAUUACGUUGGGCAGUUAAAAAGCCCUUCAGAGUUCUCAAGAGUUGGGUUCGCUCAAGCUUUAGGAUUUUUGCCAAAAUUCAUGUUGUCAUCCAGGUUAAAAGUGGCAUUUACAGGUUUAAUCACAGCUUCACAGGUAGCGGAUGAUCCAGGAAAAUUUGCUGAAUCAAGAAGAGAGGCGCUUAAUUCUCUUGCAAGAAUCGCUUGCACCGUUGGAUUAAGUAGGACUGGAGACGAGGAAGAAAUUGUCACAGAAAGCAGUCUUCAUGAACUUUAUGAAGCUUUUUUCGUUGCUAUGAAUGACUACACGAUUGACAGCAGAGGAGACGUCGGAGCUUGGGUGCGUGAAGCCAGCAUGAGCGGGUUGGAAACCCUGACCCGAUAUGUUGCAGAAAACGAUCCUUCUCUUUUUACACCAGAGAUCUGUGAGCGGGUGAUGUGCUGUCUUGCGCAGCAGUCUUCUGAGAAAAUAGAUCGCACGAGAGCUCAUGCCGGAGAGAUUUUCCUUAGACUUCUGUAUAUGGACAGUCCUACGUUGCCGCAUAUACCGCACCACAAAGAACUUCUCGACAUUUUUCCGAAGGAUAAGUGCUUGGAAAUGAAUUGGAGCGCCUCUGCUGAAUGUUUUCCACGAAUAACGAAGCUCCUCGGUUUGGCGUCGUACAGAAGGUCUGUUCUUCUCGGCUUGACUGUCAGUGUUGGAGGACUAACCGAAUCAUUGUAGUUCCCUUAUUCAAGAUGCUUGAUAUGCUGUUUGCCAAUGGCUGCUUCGAGCUGUUCACCCAGGAUGAAAGCCAUCCAUUCUCUGCAGCUGUUUUGGACCUCACCAAAAAGGAAAUCUUCAAGAUUGGCGACGCUAGAAAGCUAAUCACGAGUGUCAGCGUGUUUUGCGGCCUAUUACAGUUUCCAGGGGUGACAAGAAUGAAAGCUUUCCAACAGCUUUCCAUAUUUCUUUGUCACAGAUACCCUCAGGUUCGUAAAACUACCGCUGACCACCUGUACUCAGCAGUGUUGACCUAUGAUGACAUCAUACCGGCGGAAAAUUUAGAUGAAGUGUUAACGAUACUGACAGAAACUUCAUGGGAUGCGAAGAUUGAAGAACUUCGUGUCAUAAGAAAUAGACUUUGCGACAUUAUGGGCAUCCCUCAUCCGGUUUUAAAGUCUUCUACGGCGCCAACCGCCGUCAAGAAAAAGAAAGACGAAUUAGACAGCUACAAAGGUAAGAACGUUAUUUUCGUUUUCAUAAUUUUUCCAGUUCUCUCACUUAGUCAGUCGUGGGUAUUAGAACUUCAUAAGGUAGCUGCAUGUCAGUGGAAACGAUGUACAGUCCACCGGUUCAUCUGCUGUGAGGAGGCCGAUUUUCAUCGGUAA